AUGAUUUUCGCAGAGAACAACUUUUGGGGCCGAUCAAUUGCUGCCAUUUCGGCAUCAAGCGACCCGGAUUCCUACGGCGGCUUUGGACCUUUUGUACCACUCUUCGAACGAAUUCCCUACAAUGAUUUGAAAGCGCUCGAAAAAGCCAUAUCAGAUCCGAACACAGCCGGUUUUAUGGUGGAACCGAUCCAAGGAGAAGCUGGCGUCAUAGUACCAGAUGCCGGAUACUUAAAGGGUGUACAAGAUCUCUGUAAGAAGCAUAAUGUACUCUUCAUCACUGACGAAAUACAGUCCGGUCUCGGAAGGACGGGAGAGCUGAUGGCUCACUACCAUGACGGUGUUCGCCCAGACAUUGUGGUUCUUGGAAAGGCUCUCUCCGGUGGUGUGUAUCCAGACAACACGGCUCCACAUACGGAGGAAACCCAGGUGGCUUGUCGAGCAGCUAUUGAAGCCCUCAAGGUGAUUGACGAUGAGGGACUUGUUGAGAACUCGGCAAAGAAUGGGCGAAUUGUUCAUGUCGAAGCUGCGGACGCUCCCAAAGGAGAUCGUGAAAACUGUUCGUGGACGGGGAUUGUUCAUUGCGAUCGUUAUUAG
Cooperia oncophora is the source of this 594-nucleotide messenger RNA. Lineage: Eukaryota; Metazoa; Nematoda; Chromadorea; Rhabditida; Trichostrongylidae. The record is from the annotation of a GenBank genome assembly.